UUGUUUGUUUGUCGGAAUGGACCGAGAAGAAGGGUUGUCUUAGAGACGAGCCGAAUACGUAUAUAUAAUGAAUUGACUUAAUUAUGGCAAUCGGGAAUUAUUCUUUUCUUCGUCCUUAACGUGGACAGGUAUGUAAAGGAAAUAAAAGAAUGAAACAGUUGUGGUGCUCAAAAUGAAAUAUUUUCGAUAAGAAGAAAAUGUCUUUCAUCUGUAUUAGCUCAAGGUCAAAGUUCAAGAUAUCCGCUUCAAAGCAAAAACAUCAAAGAAACCACGCAGAGGUAGAUGAAUUACGAGGGCGAGAAAGAAAGAGCAUCAAGAAAAAACUCGACAAGGGGCAUUACUCUCCUAUUAAAUGAGGAGAAUAAUCAAAACAAAGAACGUCAUCGGAAUCCCACCAGUGACACCAACUUUUCGAACUCAGAAGCGGGAAAAGUAAGGUUGGAGACAGAUUGUCUGCGAAGCAAACAAAAUGGCGUCCGUGAAAACUCGUUAAAGGAAUCACUAGAUACCAUAUCAAGAUAUACCAGAAGCUUUGAAGAAUUUGUACAAAAAGAAAUAUCAUCAAAUAGAGAUCUAGAGAACCAAGCACAUUCAUUAGCAUCAUCCUUGCGUCAUUCCAUGAACAUGGAGUUAAUCCGACUCAUGUCUUUCCAUAAUUUUCCGUCCUCAAAAACUGUUUCUACGCUGCGACUGGCUCGCCAGGGAUUUUAUUAUUCUAUGGAGUAUGACGUCACUAUAUGUUUUGCUUGUGGUUUUCGAAAACGAGACUGGAGGUCUGACGAUGUCAUUGAGGUUAUUCAUCGUAACAUGUCUCCUGACUGUCCUCUUCUGUCGGCACAGCCGACCAGUAACAUCCAAAUUGUAAAUGACCAAAGGGAUGGGCAUUGUAUGAACGAACUCAAGCAGCAAUUUAACGCUAUUGGCAACAAUUUUCCUAGCAGAAGCAAUAGACAGCCAUCCUCUUCAACCUCAGAAAUUGCUUCGUCUGGACAUGAAAUCAAAAGAGAACAGAAUACUGAUAAUAUAGACAAAAAAGGUAAAGCCACUUCCUCACAUAAGACUUCAAACGACCUGUUGACUAAGACAAGAAUACAGCAAGAUAAGAUAAAUGCAUUUAUUCGAAACCUGGAUCCAUUAGGAAUUAACUUUGACCGUCCAAAAUAUCCGUCAUACUCGGUGCUAGCUGUAAGGGUGAGUUCCUUUGCGGAUUGGCCAUCUAGUCUAUCACAGACCCCUAGAGAUUUGGCUGUAGCGGGAUUUCUGUAUGCAGGUUACGGAGAUUAUACCCGUUGUUUCUUUUGUGGGGGAGGAUUGCGUAACUGGGAGCCCGGAGACGAUCCGUGGACCGAACAUGCCCGAUGGUUUCCGAAGUGUGCUUUUGUGAGACAGAACAAAGGAGACGAGUUUGUUGCCUUGGUUCAAAUUCAGCACCAAGAACUGGAAGCUAUGGGAGCACCAAACGAACACCAGGCGAGAGAUCACGCAACUGGACCCGAAAACGUAAACUCAGAACGUUCAUCAGAACCAGAUGUUUCUACUCUUCCAGCUUUCCAGAGUGUUCUCGAAAUGGGAUAUCCAUCUCAUGUCAUACAACAAGCUUUCGAUUUUCUAAAAAACAAAAAAGAGUGCAUAGACAUUAAGGCCGAAGAAGUAAUGGAGGUCAUUUUGUCAGGUGAUGACAUACCACCAUCUUCUGUUGCGAAAACAUCAGACUAUGUCAAGGAGGUUACUGCAAGGUCAUAUGAAGAUAGUAUAAAUGCAAAUGAGCAGCAAACAAAAUCUUCCUUAAUGGAAGUUACGAAAGAAUCUGACGAAGCAGACACUCGCUCGUUGAUCGAGGAGAACAGACAACUGAAGGACCUCAGGAUGUGUAAGAUCUGUAUGGAGAAAGACGCCUCCAUCGCCAUGUUGCCGUGCGGACAUCUUUGUUGUUGUACGGACUGUGCUCCUGCAAUGCGGAAAUGUCCAAUAUGUCGGCAGUUCGUGAAGGGGACUGUCCGUACUUGGCUUGCAUGACUAGAAGUAACUUAUUUGUUCAAUAGUAAAAAAAAUCACAUCUUAUAUCUGUUUUUGUUUUCUCAGUUUUGUGCUUGUAUUGUUCAUAAUUAUAUGGCAUGGCAUAAGCAAAAGCUCUGCCACUCAGUCAAAUAAAAUGUGACUGAAAGAACACUAAAAGGUGUUUGAAUGCCGUAGCCUUUUAGUAAUCUUUUCAGGCAUUUUAGUUAACAUCCAGGUUUUGAAUAAUCAUUAAUAAAUUUUCAAUACAACUCA
This is a messenger RNA of Magallana angulata, 2271 nucleotides long. Its product is annotated as putative inhibitor of apoptosis. The coding region runs from base 283 to 2016 and encodes 577 amino acids. NCBI's taxonomy places the organism in Eukaryota, Metazoa, Mollusca, Bivalvia, Ostreida, Ostreidae. Gene Ontology annotation, molecular function: cysteine-type endopeptidase inhibitor activity involved in apoptotic process. Gene Ontology annotation, biological process: negative regulation of apoptotic process; regulation of cell cycle. Gene Ontology annotation, cellular component: nucleus; cytoplasm; spindle microtubule. The record is from RefSeq and is a predicted model, not a curated record. The transcript has 7 exons.